This is a messenger RNA of Puntigrus tetrazona (Sumatra barb), 379 nucleotides long. RefSeq names its product CD276 antigen-like. The annotation marks the transcript as partial. The record is from RefSeq and is a predicted model, not a curated record. The transcript has a single exon. NCBI's taxonomy places the organism in Eukaryota, Metazoa, Chordata, Actinopteri, Cypriniformes, Cyprinidae.
AGAUGUGCUUCCCGUGCUCCGUGUCUUUCAGCUCUCGACGUCCGUGUCCCAGAAUCCCCGCUGGUGGCUCUGUACGGGGCGGACGCGGUGCUCAACUGCUCGUUCUCCGGCGCCUCGGCGUUCAACCUGUCCGAGCUCAGCGUGUUCUGGCAGCUCUCGGACACCAAGCGCGCCGUCCACAGCUUCUGGCAGGGCCGAGAUCAGCUGAGCGAUCAGGAGCAGCGCUUCGCCAACCGCACCGGCCUCUUCCCCGACCGGCUCCGCUCCGGGAACGCCUCCCUGCUGCUGAGGAGCGUCCGCGUGGCCGACGAGGGAAGCUACUCCUGCUUCGUCAGGGUUCAGUCGUACGGCAGCGGAGCUAUGCUGAUGCAGGUCGCAG